Molecule: messenger RNA, 5017 nt
Organism: Chenopodium quinoa (quinoa)
Lineage: Eukaryota; Viridiplantae; Streptophyta; Magnoliopsida; Caryophyllales; Amaranthaceae
Product: ABC transporter C family member 10-like
Exons: 11
Coding region: 419-4840 (1473 amino acids)
Biological process (GO): transmembrane transport
Cellular component (GO): vacuolar membrane; plant-type vacuole
Molecular function (GO): ABC-type transporter activity; ATP binding; ATP hydrolysis activity
Source: RefSeq, a predicted model, not a curated record
UAGUAUUUAGUGGUAAUUUAUUGACUAAUGAAAUAAUGAGAGUACAAUUUGGUUUUGGCAUUGGACCUUCCAUCUUGGAACUAACAUCUAAUUGGCUAAUUGCAACGUGUGUGCAUUACAUUUGUGGUGGUAACAUUAGCUUCUAUUCAACUUUUCACUUUUGUUGUUUUCCCAUUUUGUUUCUUUAUUUGGUUUGUCUUGUUAUCUCUGAUUACUUGAUUAAUGAUUUUCAUUUUCUUUAUUAUAGUCCAUAAACACGUAGUAAAAUGAACCUACCAUUCAUUUAAUCAUUUUCUUUUUGUACGUAUACCCCUACUCUUUUUCCCGAAAAAAAAAAGAAAAGUAAAUUCAACCUAAUGAAGCUUUAAUCAUUAUUGUCUUUGACUCAUUUCUAAUCCCAUCUCCAAAUAUCAGUAAAAUGGGUAACAAUUUCUGGGCAAAUUACUGUGGAAAUUCAGCCUACCCAUAUGAGAGUUUUGGCACAUUUUUUGCAUCAACACUUAAUACAAAUUCAUGUGUAAACCACAUCAUAGUAAUCUCCAUUGAUUUGUUGCUCAUUUUGUUGUUUUUGUUCAUCAUUUUAUCCACCCCUACUACCAAGAAUACAACUUCUGCAUUCAAAUAUUUUUCUGCUGCUGUAAAUAUUGUUCUGAGUUUAGCAUACUUAAUUCUUGGUUUAUGGGUUUUGGAAGACAAGAUAAGAACUGAAAAGACUGUUUUGCCCCUGAAUGGAUGGCUGGUUCUGCUCUUUCAGGGGUUCACUUGGCUGUUUCUGAGUCUGAUUCUGAGCUUCAGAAGACCAUUUGGUUCACUCUCAACCUUGUUCAAGAUAUGUUUCACUUUUUCUGGAUUAUAUGCUGCAUUUUUGUUUGCAAUUUCUAUUUAUGAAGUAAUUGUUUCUAGGAGAGUGAAACAUGUUAAGCUCAUCUUUGAUAUUUUGUUGCUUCCUGGAGUUAUUCUGUUAUUUUUCUAUGUUUUUAAAGAGCAUAUUAAUAAGCAAGAAUCUGAAUCAGAAUCGAAAGUUUGUUUACAUGAGUCUAGUGUACCUUUGCUUGAUAAUGAAGAUGUUUAUACCUCUGAUGAAAAUCAAAGUCUGUUUUCGAAAGCUGGGUUUUUCAGUAGAAUGUCAUUUUGGUGGUUAAAUCCACUGAUGAAAUUGGGAAAAGAGAAAAUUCUUGAGGAUGAAGAUAUUCCUAAACUUAGGACUGCUGAUCAGGCAGAAACCUGUUAUCGCGAUUUUAUGGAGAAAAUUAGCAAUAGUAAAGAGAAGGGAUCAACUUCAAUUUGUCCUGCUUCCAUAUUUUCCUGGCAAUGGAAUGGCAUAAUGAUUUCUGGGGCUUUUGCAUUGGUUAAGGUGCUUACUUUAUCAACUGGGCCUCUUUUUCUCAAAGCAUUCAUUGAUAUAGCUGAAGGGAAAAGGGUCUUUAAAUAUGAAGGCUAUGCAAUCACUUUUCUGCUUUUAUUCACAAAAUGCUUAGAAUCAUUGUCAGAGAGGCAAUGGUGCUUUAGGACUAGAUUGAUUGGACUCCAGAUAAGAUCGAUGUUAUCUGCAGCUGUUUAUGUCAAGCAAUUCAGACUCUCGAAUGAUGCUAAAACGAGUCACACUCCUGGUGAGAUAGUGAACUAUGUCACGGUUGAUGCUUACAGAAUUGGUGAAUUUCCUUUCUGGUUUCAUCAGAUAUGGACUGUGGUUCUCCAAAUGUGUAUUUCUUUGGUGAUCAUUUACUACUGUGUUGGGAAUGCAACAAUUGCGGCAUUAGUGAUUGUUGUUGUUGCAGUACUUGGAAACUCUCCCUUAGGUAAAUUACAGCAUAAAUAUCAAACAAAGCUUAUGUUAGAACAGGAUAAAAGGUUGGGGGCCAUAACUGAAGCCUUGGUGACAAUGAAGGUGCUGAAGGUUUAUGCCUGGGAAAACCAUUUCAAGAAAGGCAUCGAAAAUUUGAGGGAAAUUGAGUUCAGGUCACUAGCAGCUGUGCUUCUACAGAAAGGGUACUAUAUGAUUCUUUUCUGGUCAUUUCCAAUAUUGAUGUCGAUAGCUACAUUUGGGGCAUGCUGUUUUUUAGGAAUUCCUUUGGAUGCUGGUAAUGUUUUUACAUUUUUAGCUACUUUGAGAAUAGUUCAGGAACCUGUAAGGUUAAUCCCGGAUGUUGCUGGAGCAUAUAUACAAGCAACUGUAUCAUUAGACCGAAUCAUAAGGUUUCUUGAUGCAACUGAAUUGCAAAAUCAACAUAUCCAGCAGAGGAAGAAAGGGAAGGAACUAGAGAAGUCUAUAGAUAUCAGAAGCACAGCAAUUUCAUGGGAUUUUGCACUAAAGCCAACCCUUAGAAAUGUAAAUCUACUUGUUAAACCUGGAGAGAAGGUAGCCAUUUGUGGAGAGGUUGGAGCCGGUAAAUCCACACUCUUUGCAGCCAUUCUUGGAGAAGUUCCAAGCAUUGAUGGCACUGUGCAAGUUUAUGGAAAGCUUGCCUAUGUCUCUCAGACAGCAUGGAUUCAAACUGGGACUAUAAGAGAUAAUAUUCUGUUUGGUUCUUACAUGGAUCAUCAAAGAUAUGAAGAUACACUUAAAAGGUGCUCAUUGUUAAAAGAUAUAGACAUGCUUCCAUGUGGUGAUCUCACAGUAAUUGGGGAAAGAGGAGUUAACCUCAGUGGUGGACAGAAGCAACGAGUGCAACUAGCACGCGCCUUGUAUCAGGAUGCUGAUCUUUACCUCCUGGAUGAUCCAUUCAGCGCUGUUGAUGCUCACACUGCGACUAGUCUAUUCAAUAGAUAUGUCAUGGGAGCUCUGGCAGGAAAGACUGUCCUGCUAGUCACUCACCAAGUUGACUUCCUACCUACAUUUGAUUGUAUAUUGUUGAUGGUUGAAGGUCAGAUUAUAAAGUCAGGCACUUAUGAACAACUGAUGACUUCAAGCCUUGAGUUCCAAAAUCUAGUCAAUGCGCAUAACAACUCAAUGCAGUCUGACAAUUGUAAAGAGAGUAGAUCUCUCCCGAAUCUGAAAAAUGAUGAAAGAGACAACUUCAAUCAGGACAAAGUACAUGCAUCCUUAGGUGAUAAAUUGAUUCAGAAAGAAGAAAGAGAAACAGGAGACAAAGGCUUUAAGCCUUAUAUACAGUACCUUAGUCAUGGAAGAGGUUUCUUAUACUCAUCCUUGGCAAUAUUAGCCCACAUCUUAUUUCUUCUCGGGCAGUCUAUACAAAGUUAUUGGUUGGCCAAUAAUGUUCAAAAUCCUGGUGUUAGUGAAGUGAAAUUCGUGACAGUGUACUCAAUUAUAGGAUGUAGUGUGGGAAUUUUCUUGCUCGUAAGAUCAUUUUCUAUUGUUUCCCUUGGUCUUGACACAUCACGAUCAAUAUUUACUACUUUGCUGAACUCCCUUUUUCGAGCACCAAUGUCCUUUUUUGAUGCCACUCCCCUAGGAAGGAUACUCAGUCGGGUAUCUUCAGACAUAAGUAUCAUUGACCUUGAUGUAGCCAUGAUGGUAAGCAUGGCCCUAGCAUCUACACUAACAGCUUUCUUUAGCUUUGGUAUCCUGGCUAUCGUGACCUGGAAAGUCUUGCUUAUCAUUGUGCCUGUGGUGUAUCUGACUAUACUCUUACAGAAAUACUAUUUUGCAUCAGCAAAAGAGCUGAUGCGAAUCAAUGGAACUACGAAGUCCACAAUAGCAAGCAAUCUUGCAGAGGUCAUUUCGGGAGCCACCACAAUACGAGCUUUUGGCAAGGAAGAUCAAUACUUCUCGAAGGCUGUAGAGCUUAUAGACAACAAUGCCAGCCCUUUCUUUCACAGUUUUUCUUCCAAUGAAUGGCUGAUACAACGCUUGGAGAUGCUAUGUGCAGUUAUUCUCUCAUGCUCCGCUCUUGCACUGACUCUGCUUCCUUUCAGUGAAGCCAACUCUGGAUUUAUUGGGAUGGCACUAUCCUAUGGUCUCUCCUUGAAUAUCUAUCUUGUGAGUUCUGUCCAAAACCAGUGCAUGCUGGCCAACAUGAUAGUUUCAGCCGAAAGGUUGGAGCAGUACAUGCACAUCCCUGAAGAAGCAUGUGAAAUAAUUCAAGAAAAUAGACCUCCUCCUAAUUGGCCUGAUGUAGGGAAAAUUGAAUUCUGUGAAUUGAAGGUUAAAUAUAGACCCAAUGGUCCACUGGUUCUUCAAGGGAUUAACUGCAUCUUUGAAGGUGAUAGCAAGAUUGGGAUCGUUGGGAGAACCGGAAGUGGGAAAACAACCCUUAUCAGCACUUUGUUCCGAUUGGUGGAGCCUUCCGAGGGAAAGAUCAUCAUAGAUGGAAUAGACAUUUGCACCAUUGGGCUUCAUGAUCUUAGAUCUCACCUUAGCAUAAUUCCUCAAGACCCAACACUUUUUAGUGGCUCAGUUCGCCACAAUCUAGACCCAUUGUCACAGCAUACAGACCAAGAGAUCUGGCAGGUUCUUGAGAAGUGUCAUCUCCGAGAAGCUGUUCAGGACAAAGAAGGCGGCCUAAACUCCUCAGUUGUACAAGAUGGAUCAAAUUGGAGCAUGGGACAACGACAAUUAUUUUGUCUAGGACGAGCCUUACUGAAGAGGAGGAAGAUACUAGUUCUAGAUGAAGCUACUGCAUCCAUUGAUAACACCACCGAUGCAAUCCUCCAUAAAACCAUAAGAACAGAAUUUAGUGACAGUACAGUUGUUACAGUGGCACAUAGAAUACCAAGUGUAAUGGACUGCACACGGAUUCUAGCUAUUAGUGACGGGAAAGUAAUAGAGUUCGACGAGCCAGCAAAGCUCAUAAACAAGCAUGAUUCAUUGUUUGGGAAACUCGUUAGGGAGUACUGGUCAUAUGCUGAAAAUGUGAGUAUGUUCAAAGAUCAGCAGUGAGCUUUGUCUAUUAGUUCUAAGUUUCUUGUAACAUUUAGGCAUUAACAGUUUUGAAAAGUUGAUUAACUAACUCAUGAUGUGAUUCAAAAGCUUCAUGAUUAAUGCACACAUAGUUGUCUUUAUGAUUAUAUCUGGAAUUAUAAUUGAAUGAUUUGAAUGUUUACACAAAUGUUUUGA